Nipponia nippon (crested ibis) is the source of this 801-nucleotide messenger RNA. RefSeq names its product START domain-containing protein 10. Lineage: Eukaryota; Metazoa; Chordata; Aves; Pelecaniformes; Threskiornithidae. The record is from RefSeq and is a predicted model, not a curated record. Gene Ontology annotation, molecular function: lipid binding.
AUGUCUAGAGGAGGGGACAUGGUUUAUAUCCCAGAUGACUCUGACUUCAGCUCCUUCAGGGAUCAGUGCGAGAGCCUGGAGGGUUGGCACUGUCGGUAUAACAAGGCUGGCGUGACCGUGUGGAGUCAGAGCCAGGAGGAAAGCUGCACCGUGCAGAAAAUCAAGACUCGCAUCUCCUGCAAGGACGUGCCUGCUGAGACGCUCUAUGACAUGCUGCAUGACACCCACUACCGCAAGAAAUGGGACUCGAACAUGAUCGAGACCUACGACAUCGGGCGCCUGACCGUUAAUGCUGAUGUGGGAUACUACUCCUGGAAAUGCCCAAGCCCCCUGAAGAACCGGGAUUUCGUCACCCUGCGCUCCUGGCUGCCCCUGGGCAAUGACUACAUGAUCAUCAACUACAGCGUCAAGCACCCGAAAUACCCACCCCGGAAGGAUUUUGUGAGGGCCGUGUCCCUGCAGACAGGUUACCUGAUCAAGGCAAAUGGUGCUGGUGCCUGCAUCCUCUAUUAUCUCACCCAGGUGGACCCUCGCGGGUCGCUGCCAAAGUGGGUGGUGAACCGCGUCUCCCAGUUUGUGGCACCAAAGGCAAUGAAGAAGAUCUACAAGGCUGGGCUGAAGUACCCAGAGUGGAAACGCAAGCACGACCCUGGAUACAAGCCCUGGGUGUACCCAGAGCAGAACACGCUGCCCAGUGUCAGCCUUGCCGAGCUCUCGGUGCAGCACGCUGACUCACUGGAGAACAUCGACGAGACGGGGCUGUCUGAGGACCACCUGAGCACCAGUGACCAUGAGGCCUGA